Musa acuminata AAA Group (dessert banana) is the source of this 920-nucleotide messenger RNA. Its product is annotated as small ribosomal subunit protein eS10z. Gene Ontology annotation, molecular function: RNA binding; structural constituent of ribosome. The transcript has 5 exons. The record is from RefSeq and is a predicted model, not a curated record. Lineage: Eukaryota; Viridiplantae; Streptophyta; Magnoliopsida; Zingiberales; Musaceae. Gene Ontology annotation, cellular component: cytosolic small ribosomal subunit. The coding region runs from base 110 to 658 and encodes 182 amino acids.
GCAAUCCUCUAUAUAUGAGCUCGGUCAUUUCAUUAGGGUUUGCUGUACCUUCUGCCGCGCUCGAUCUCCUCGACGGCGGAUCUCGUCCUCCCUCCUCUCCCCCAACAGCAUGAUCAUCCCAAAGAAGAACCGCCAUGAGAUCUGCAAGUACCUCUUCCAAGAGGGGGUGCUGUACGCGAAGAAGGAUUACAACCUCGCGAAGCACCAGGAGAUUGAUGUGCCGAACUUGCAGGUGAUAAAGCUCAUGCAGAGCUUCAAGUCGAGGGAGUACGUGAGAGAGACCUUUGCGUGGCAGCAUUACUACUGGUACCUCACCAACGAUGGCAUCGAGUACCUUCGCACCUACCUCAACCUCCCGUCCGAGAUCGUCCCCGCUACUCUGAAGAAGUCAUCUAGGCCGCCGCCCCGACCCUUUGGCUCCGGCCCUCCUGGUGACCGCCCAAGGGGCCCGCCUCGCUUUGAAGGUGAUCGGCCAAGGUUUGGAGAUAGGGAUGGGUACCGUGGAGGACCCCGUGGUGGUCCUCCAGGUGAUUUGGGCGGUGACAAGGGUGGCGCACCUCCUGAGUUUCAGCCAUCAUUCAGGGGUUCUGGAGGGAGGCCUGGUUUUGGCCGUGGUGGUGGUGGUUAUGGAGCAGGUCCAACUUCAUCAAUGGAGUAGAUGAAGCAUUUCUGGUUUACCUCGUCUCUUGUUGUACUCUAGCAGUGCUUCUAUUUGGAGCUUUUUUUUUAGCCGUUUUUUCUUGACAAUUUUCCAAACCAUAGCCUAAAUGGCGGCCUGUUAAUCUCCUCUAAUCUUCUAUUUGGAAAAUUAUUCUCGAGUUGUGGCAGGUAUAUUAUUAUAUUACCCUAUUUUGGCAACAUUGCUUCAUGUUGCUUUGGCAAAUAUUUGCAUGUGUUGCAAUGAACUUGCUAUUCUAUAA